AUGUCCAGGGUGAAGCACUUGAGGGUCACAGCGCACCUGCGGGACAUGUCCCAAAGUGGGAAGCAGGGACUGACAAUGAUGUGGUUUAUAAAGCAGAGGAAGCGCAGCAUCCAGCCAGAGGCCGCCUUCCCCCCCAAACCCCAGCCUCCCCCUGUGGCACGCGCUGCAGAGGCUUCUGUACCAGCUACAUUGGUCGGACAACGUGAGAUCCGCUUCGAAGUCAAUGACGUCUUUGAAACUGCUCAAAGAAGGUUGUCCUUCUCAAGUGGGGUGUUACAGUCUCUUAGGUUUGGUCUCUGUGAUGAGAAGGAUGGAUGCAUGAAGUGA
Knipowitschia caucasica is the source of this 327-nucleotide messenger RNA. The record is from the annotation of a GenBank genome assembly. NCBI's taxonomy places the organism in Eukaryota, Metazoa, Chordata, Actinopteri, Gobiiformes, Gobiidae.